AUGUCGCCAUUGAACAGGACAGCAGCCUCGAGGCUUUUCGCCGUCGCCUCUCGACCCGCCUUCUCGCGCCAGGCUCCCCGCUUCGCCAGCAACCAGUCCUUUGUUGAUUCCACUUCGGCUGAGGUCGACAACAUCCAACCCCGCGACGAGCCUCCUUCACCUGUCCAUUUGACCAAGGGCGAGACCAAGGGCAGCGAAUCUGCAGUCCAGAACACUCCCAGCCAUGCCCCCAACUACGGUGCUGCCGUCGACUACAGAACCUCAGCCUUCUCCCCCGUUCCCAAGCGUGUCAUGGAUGGUAGCGAGCCUACCGAGACCGUAGCAGCUGCUGUUGUCUCCGGCGCCCCCUCCGACCUCCAAGCCCGUACCACCGCGACUCAAUCUGGCGACUGGAACGCUCACCACUGGCGCAUGGACUGGGACGUUCUCAGCAAGGGUCACCGCUGGGAGAACCCUCUGAUGGGCUGGCAAUCAUCUGCCGACUACAUGCAGGGCACCCACCUUAACUUCAAGUCCAAGGAUGAUGCCAUCAACUUUGCCAACAAGCAAGGUUACGAGUACUUUGUUCAGGAGCCCAACGAGCGCAGAAUUAUCCCCAAGGCUUACGCCAACAACUUCAUGCACAGCCCGAAGAAGCUGAAGCACAUCCGUACCAAGUAG
Molecule: messenger RNA, 660 nt
Organism: Aureobasidium musti
Lineage: Eukaryota; Fungi; Ascomycota; Dothideomycetes; Dothideales; Saccotheciaceae
Source: the annotation of a GenBank genome assembly